This is a messenger RNA of Pseudophryne corroboree (corroboree frog), 1625 nucleotides long. It is a transcript of the gene BUB3, whose product is annotated as BUB3 mitotic checkpoint protein. Gene Ontology annotation, molecular function: ubiquitin binding. The transcript has 7 exons. Gene Ontology annotation, cellular component: mitotic checkpoint complex; bub1-bub3 complex; kinetochore. Gene Ontology annotation, biological process: mitotic spindle assembly checkpoint signaling. The record is from RefSeq and is a predicted model, not a curated record. Bases 143 to 1117 code for a protein of 324 amino acids. Lineage: Eukaryota; Metazoa; Chordata; Amphibia; Anura; Myobatrachidae.
CCUUCUGCCAGCCAAUGGAAGGAGAGAACGAGUUUCAAACCAGCCAGUCAGGAAGUCCGUUCUUGCGAGGUGCCGAGCUCGAAUCACGUUUGAAACGGAUCCUGGAAGAGAGGAGAGAUCGGGAGACAGAGGUGGCGGCACGAUGACUGGGUCCAAUGAGUUUAAGUUAAACCAAGCCCCUGAAGAUGGAAUAUCUGCUGUCAAGUUUAGUCCAAGCACCGCCCAGUUCCUACUGGUCUCCUCUUGGGACUCCGCUGUCCGCCUCUAUGAUGUUUCUGCAAAUACAAUGAGGCUAAAGUACCCGCAUGCGGGGCCUGUCCUGGACUGCGCUUUCUACGAUCCUACCCAUGCCUGGAGUGGGGGCUUGGAUCAGCAGUUAAAGAUGCGUGACUUGAAUACAGAUGGGGAAACUAUGGUUGGGAGUCAUGAUGCCCCCAUCCGAUGUGUCGAAUUUUGCCCCGAGGUGAAUGUGAUGGUUACUGGGAGUUGGGAUCAGACUGUGAAAUUAUGGGACCCCCGGACCCCAUGCAAUGCUGGUACAUUCUCUCAGCCAGAUAAGGUGUAUACGCUGUCUGUGUCCGGCGACAGGUUGAUAGUAGGCACUGCCGGUCGGAGGGUACUAGUUUGGGAUCUUCGCAACAUGGGCUAUGUGCAGCAGAGACGUGAAUCCAGUCUGAAGUACCAAACCCGCUGUAUCCGAGCCUUCCCCAAUAAACAGGGCUAUGUGCUGAGCUCCAUUGAGGGGAGAGUUGCUGUUGAAUACCUGGACCCAAGCCUGGAAGUACAGAAGAAGAAAUACGCCUUCAAGUGUCACCGUCUGAAAGAGAACAAUAUUGAGCAGAUCCAUCCUGUUAAUGCAGUGUCCUUCCACGGCCUACACAACACCUUUGCCACAGGUGGCUCAGAUGGUUUUGUCAAUAUUUGGGAUCCUUUCAACAAGAAGCGUCUGUGCCAGUUCCACCGCUACCCAACCAGCAUCGCCUCCCUGGCCUUCAGCAAUGACGGCAGCACUCUGGCAAUUGCAGCCUCUUACAUGUAUGAAAUGGAUGACAUUGAACACCCCGAAGAUGCUAUCUUCAUACGGCAAGUGACAGACGCCGAGACAAAGCCCAAGUGAGGCAGCUCCACCUGCCUCCCCCUCCCCAGCACCGAGAUUUAUUAAUUUUCCCUUGCCUCAUGAAUAGCGUUAUUGAUGGCAAGGGGAGAUAACUGUGGCUGACUGUAGGGCUGGGGGAGAUUUUAUCACAUCCACCCAAGCUUUCAAUAUCCGUCAGUUGAUAGACGUCUGACAGAUAAAAUUAUGCUCAGUUGUUUUAUACAGAAGCGUGUCGACCUCCUCUGCAUUUUUUGCCCUUCAUUAUUUCACCUGGAGGACUUCUCACCGAUGACUCUUCCUUCAAAUGCAGUUGUGAGUCGGCCGGCUAUUGGUUCCUCUUUUGUUCCUGUCGCUCUCCUUUCAAUUGUACAGUUUAUGUUGGAUUAUUUUCCCUUCAUUAAUGCUGUGGUUUGCUGUAAAUAAGCUCCUCAUGUAUAGGAAUGACUAGUCCUACACUUGUACUGUUCUUUUUUUUUUUUAAAUGUUUUGUAUACAGUCUUUCUGAGUAAAGAGAUGUUACUCCAUUGUC